UUGUUUUGAUUUUGUCUUUGGAAAACAAGGAUCACACUCUUCCCCCUUCCUGUUCCUUUUCGUAAUCCCCAUUUCUUUAUAGGGGGGGGGAAUCUAAAUGGGUUUUAAGGAUUUUUAGACUGGUGUCAGCUGUCUCUUAUUGCACACCUAAAUCCUGAGAAUAGGCUUUCGUUUUCCCCCAAAAGCCUUUUACUUUGGUAAUUCAGCCAAAUGUAUUUUCCAAAAAGUUAGUUCAGGUAUUCCCCCCCCCCUUUCUUUUCCUUCCUCAUCUUCCUUUCCCUCCAUCUGACUCCCAGACGUUAUUGUCCAAACAUGACUGGACAGCAGCUUUUGUUCCUUGACCCUGUAAUAUGACAGUCUGCUAAUAUUGCCAGGAGGUGCAGUUUUUUGGUUACAGUUGUGAUUUUAGCAAUUCAGUCAUAUUAGCAGGGGAGAAAAUGACUUGUUUCUGUUGUACUUGAGUCUUAAGAAAAAGUGCCCAUAGUUUAGCGACAAUUUCCAAAGGCUUUAGUACCACCUGUAUUUCAAAAUGGGGGACCCAAACUCCCGGAAGAAACAAGCUUUGAACAGACUACGUGCUCAGCUUAGAAAGAAAAAAGAAUCUCUAGCUGACCAGUUUGACUUCAAGAUGUAUAUUGCCUUUGUAUUCAAGGAGAAGAAGAAAAAAUCAGCACUUUUUGAAGUGUCUGAAGUUAUACCAGUCAUGACAAAUAAUUAUGAAGAAAAUAUCCUGAAAGGUGUGCGAGAUUCCAGCUAUUCCUUAGAAAGUUCCAUAGAGCUUUUACAGAAGGAUGUGGUACAGCUCCAUGCUCCAAGAUACCAAUCUAUGAGAAGGGAUGUAAUUGGCUGUACUCAGGAGAUGGAUUUCAUUCUUUGGCCUCGGAAUGACAUUGAAAAAAUUGUCUGUCUCCUGUUUUCUAGGUGGAAGGAAUCUGAUGAGCCUUUUAGGCCUGUUCAGGCUAAAUUUGAAUUUCAUCACGGUGACUAUGAAAAACAAUUUCUGCAUGUACUGAGCCGCAGGGACAAGACUGGAAUUGUUGUCAACAAUCCUACCCAGUCAGUCUUUCUCUUCAUUGACAGACAGCACUUGCAGACUCCAAAAAACAAAGCUACAAUCUUCAAGUUAUGCAGCAUCUGCCUCUACCUGCCACAAGAGCAGCUCACCCACUGGGCAGUUGGCACCAUAGAGGAUCACCUCCGUCCUUACAUGCCAGAAUAGAGCACUGACCAGCAAAAUGGAGAAGAUCAAAGAAUGCAGCAGCAAUGUUUUCUUGUUUUCUUACCACUUUAUUCUUUCAGAGUUUAAGGAAAAUGGACUCAUGCACAGACACUAUGCAUUUUGAAACUUGUUCAUUCUGGAUUUUUUUAGAAAAUCAUUUGUAUCUCAGAACUUAAAAAAAUUAGAUGUCUUCUGCACGGACUGUGAAAGAAGAUGCUUUGCAUAUUUGCUGCACUGCAUCAGCAUCUUACUAAAAAUGUGAUGGGAAAGGACUAUUGUACAUUGAAAUGCUUAGAUGUAUCUGAAAGCAGAAGGUGAUACUCACUUUUGAUGAUCUUUCCAUUAAUGCUGGUUUUUGCCUGUUUGACAUCUGUCAUCAGAAUUUAGAGGGUGAGAAGUGAAUGUAACAGGUAUAAUAACAUUUUAAAAAAAUGUAAUAGCUUUGCUAUAAUCACCGUUGUUCCAGAGCACUGUCAGAUUCAUUCUAACAAGAAGUGGUUGUUUAAAAAAAGCAACAAAUCAACAACAAAACAACCAUGGGAAAGAAAUCUUAAAUGAAAAAAAGCAUCUCAUUGUAGGCAUUCUUGCCUCAUAUUUUACUGGGCUGUGUUUGUUUCCUGGUACUCAUAAAUAUAUGUUGGGUUUUUUUUCCAGAUCUCUUUCCCCAGUUGCUGUUAUAAAGUAUUCUGCUAAGUGUAGUUACAGUUACACACAUUCAAGCAGAUCUGAGGUCUGACUGAUGUAGCUAAUGCAGCUAUAAACUGAGAAUAUAUUCAUAGCUGAAGAAACAGUGAUAGGUAGAAGUUUCUCCUUUUUUGACAUUUGUUUUAUUUUGUUUUGGGGUUUUAAAGAGAGUUUUAUUACAAAGAAAAAAUUCAGUAAAUUGUGAAUAAAUACUGGUUUCUACACCAUGUUAAAGUUUUUGGGGAGAAAGAAAAUUGAGAUCUUAAAUUUAAACAAAAAUUGAAGGUCAAAAGGCAGAAUUCAUUUUGUGCAAUGAAUAUAAGGAAAGACUACUGUAUAGUUUUAUGUUUUGUUUUCUUUCAGAUGAAGAAAAGCUUUGCAAGGGUUGCAUACUUACUGGAGUAAAUCUGAAUGAUCCUACUCCUCCAGAGUAAAACUAGUGCUUACCGGUUUCCAGUUGUAUUUAGCUUCUGGUUGGAAUUUGAAAAAUGAAAACCUAAAUAAAAUAGGUGCAAAUCCCCUGACUAUUCAGGUGAAUACA
Messenger RNA from Elephantulus edwardii (Cape elephant shrew), 2444 nucleotides. Its product is annotated as chromosome unknown open reading frame, human C6orf62. NCBI's taxonomy places the organism in Eukaryota, Metazoa, Chordata, Mammalia, Macroscelidea, Macroscelididae. The record is from RefSeq and is a predicted model, not a curated record. The coding region runs from base 530 to 1219 and encodes 229 amino acids. The transcript is spliced from 5 exons.